GGUCAGCGCAUACCUCUUGUUCCUACUAGAAUUUCAAGACUAGACUCUAGCACCCUCCUCUCCUCCAUACAAUUUCAACUCCAAAGAGGCUCUGAUAUCUAGUCUAUUCACCAUGAGAUUCACUGCUAUCUUUGCUAUUCUCGCCUUUGGCAGCUGCUUAGGCAUGACGGCAGUACUCAACUCAUCUAAGAUUGCACUUGGCAUUGAAUCUGCCAUGGCGCAUUCGGGUCUCGAGAAACGAGAUGCCUUCACUUGUUACGGCUCUACCAACACCUCGGUCUCGGACUGCCAGAAGAUCAUUGACACUAUUCGAAUCGACGAGCAGCAGGAGUUCGCACUCUACUCGGGUGUCUGCGCUGUCUGGAACCAAGGAUCAUGCAGAGUCCGCUUCUGCGCCCAGCCCUACGUCAACAGACCCGUCAACAGGUCUGCAACCUGGCUGACAACCUACAUAGCCAGCCCACUGCUAGACGGCUGCAUUGGCAAAGGAAACCUGGGAGUCAUGGCGGACCAUACUAACAUCAACAGUCACUAUGGCACGUACCGACUAUGGGUGGAUUAAUUCUCGAAUACAUGAUGUGAGAGUAGCCUGUAUUGUUGUCAUAGGGUCUACGAUGAGAUUUCAGGGACAUCAUGGUAACGACUUUCUAUUAUGUAGCCUAGACGAAACUCUAGCAGGGAAUGAACUCGGUCGAAGUACGCAUGAACGAGUAACUAUGUGCUCAUAGCAUUUGCUUCGAUACUCGAACGUCUCCAUUACUAUGAGGUAGAUAGCAUUGCAAAUUAAUGCCUUGGUCAAUCAUAGCUUCUGGAGCUACAAACCUCUCAGAGUGAAUAUAUUUUUAUUAAGCUGAGAUUUUCCC
Molecule: messenger RNA, 863 nt
Organism: Daldinia loculata
Lineage: Eukaryota; Fungi; Ascomycota; Sordariomycetes; Xylariales; Hypoxylaceae
Exons: 2
Coding region: 113-562 (149 amino acids)
Source: RefSeq, a predicted model, not a curated record